This is a messenger RNA of Humulus lupulus (European hop), 876 nucleotides long. RefSeq lists its product as uncharacterized. The record is from RefSeq and is a predicted model, not a curated record. Lineage: Eukaryota; Viridiplantae; Streptophyta; Magnoliopsida; Rosales; Cannabaceae. The coding region runs from base 1 to 876 and encodes 291 amino acids. The transcript has 2 exons.
AUGAUCUUAAUAUUCCAUAAAUUCAGAGACAGUCCUUCAACCCCAAUCCAAGACCUCCUGCAUUCUAUUUUGAUAUUUCUGUUUUGCUCUUCAAAUGACCAUCUCCUAAAAGAGACCUCCGUGCCCCCUGUACCCGUUGCCUUCUCCCCAAAAGGCUAUCUUCUUUCUCAGUCAAAAUACACUUCUGACAUUAUUGACCGUGCUCGUCUUACAGAUACAAAAGUAGUUGCCACUCCUUUUGAGCUCAAUGUUCAGUAUUCUCCUUCUGAUGGCACUCCCUUGCAUGAUCCUACUUUAUAUCGCACUAUUGUUGGCAGUUUGGUUUAUCUCACUAUCACUCGCCCCGACAUUGCAUAUGCUGUUCACAUUGUUAGUCAAUUUGUUGCCUCUCCUACUACUGUUCACUGGGCAGCUGUUCUUCGCAUUUUGAGGUAUCUUCGGGGUACUAUCUUUCAAAGCCUUUUGUUUCCCUCCACUUCUUCCUUGGAGCUGCGUGCAUACUCUGAUGAUGAUCAUGGUCGUGAUCCCACGGAUCGGAAGUCUGUUACUAGUUUCUGUAUCUUUUUGGGUGAUUAUCUUAUUUCUUGGAAAAGUAAGAAACAAACUGUUGUCUCCCAAUCUUCCACUGAAGCAGAGUACCGCGCUAUGUCAUCUACUACCAAAGAAAUUGUUUGGUUAAGAUGGCUGCUUGUAGAUAUGGGUGUAUGUCAUUCUCAACCCACUCCUAUGUAUUGUGACAAUCAGAGUGCCAUCCAGAUUGCUCACAACUCAGUUUUUCAUGAACGCACCAAGCACAUUGAGAUUGAUUGUCACUUCACUCGUCACCACCUGAAGCUUGGCACUAUCACUUUGCCUUUUGUUCCUUCUUCUUUAUAG